GUCGCGGCAAAUUGGUGACCCCGACGUGAUGGGGUGGUGAACUGCCUAGCUGAGCGGCUUGCUGCGAGUCCCACGGAAUUUUGAAUGAGCUGCUGAAAGGAAGCAGGAACUGGCCAGGAAUCCCUCUGGAUUUAAGAGAACGAGGCCCCAGGUGGAUCCCAGCGAAGAGCGUGCGACCUUUCCGUGAACCCCUACCACAAUCGGAUGGCCACAACACCAAUCCACAGCUAGAUCAUUCCCCUGAACGGCAUACCGAAGAACAUUCGGAGGACUGAUGCAGUGCUUUUAUGGACAAUAGAGCAGAGACUCCAGUAGAACAUAUUCAUUGCGUCGCCUGUGGUAAUUGUGACCCUUAGGUUUAUGUGACUGCUAUCGCUGUGGUAAGAGAUGGUAGCGAUGGUUAACAUUGGCCAAUAGAUGGUGUGACAGUUGCCUAAUAUAUGAAGUUAGCAUUGUAAGAAUUUAGCAUUGCAAAAAAAAAAAAAAAAAAAAAAAAAAAAAAAAAAAAGGGGUGGGGGGAAGAGUCCGUCAAACAUUAUGAUCCUGUUAACACUUUUUUGUAUAUGUGCAGCCUGGACACAUGCCAAUCCUUUGCCAGGGUACCAUCCUCACCUUUUUGACCCCUGUCAAAAUGUCUGGGUUACUCUGGCCAGGUCGCUCAAUACUACUAGCUUUUGUGCCAGUCUUGCUACACCCAGCUCGCCCUUCACCACCUGCUUAGUAGGGGUACCACUGAAUAACUCGACCUUUUUACUGUUUAAUAACUCUAUGACAACCUUACGGAAGCAGUACAAUAUUUCUGGAAGGCUUCCUUUUUCAUGGAAAAAUCUUAAGGACCUUUUUGAAAAAUACAAUAAUUGGGAUGAUAAAUUACCAAUAGGGCCUGAGCCGCAGGAAAUUGACUUAGUAGAUUCUCUUAAUGCUUCUCAUUGUUUGUUUAUUGGCCUUAGGUCAUGGUCAGGGGCCCGAAAAGAGGGGCACUUAGUAAAGGAUUCUCCACCGACCGUCAUCUCACCUAUUGGUAAUGCUACCCUCUGGCAACAACAAUGGUGUUUGAGGAUUGCUCGAGAUGCCACUCACUCAGCCCCUGGUACCAUGCUCCCUAGGCGGCUCCCCUUGGGGUUCUUUUUUAUUUGCGGAAAUAGAGCUUGGUCUGGGAUCCCUUCUAACCCUAGAGGAGGCCCGUGUACUAUUGGACAGCUUAGUCUUGGCACUCCUCACUAUCAUCCAAGCCCAAAACAGCGGUUACAUUUUACUCGUGACACAAUACAAGCAUUAGAAAAUACCUGUGACGAUAAUGUUAAGCUAUGGAAUCGCUGGGAGGUUUUUUUCGCCUCGCUAUUUACCCCUGGGGUGGCAGCAGCGAGAGCCCACAGAAACUUAGAUGCAAUUGCCUGUUGGGUUGUUAAGCAAGCAAAUGCUACCAGCCGCAUACUAUCUGAGAUGGCUGAAGACUUGUCUACAGUACAACAUGCAGUCCUGCAAAACAGAGCUGCUAUUGACUUCUUGCUACUAGCCCACGGACAUGGCUGUGAGGAUUUUGACGGAAUGUGCUGCAUGGACUUAGAGGACCACUCUUCUUCGAUGCAUAAGCAAAUUACACAACUCCUUGCGCAUUCACAAAAGGUGCAAUCUGAUACGGACUUCUUCGGAUUGGGUACUUUGGGUGAUUGGUUUGGGCUAAAGGGCUGGCUUAGGAGCCUGGUACAAUCUGCUGUACUCAUAUUAGUUAUUAUAUUGGUAGGCCUUUUGAUUCUAAGCUGCGCUCUUUCCUGUGUUAGGUCUAUGGUGACUAAAGUUGUUCGACAUACAUGGUUUAUUCAAAACGGCGAUAUUCCGAAGAUUUACGCUAGUGUUAGUUCUGUCCAGCUCACUGAGUAUGAUGACCUUUAAAACCGCGCCUCAGUUCUGCCUUUAAAGAAACAAAAAAGGGGGAGAUGUUGGGGGCGGCUAGCAGAAAAGUACAAGUAUGCAAGAAAUUCGAGGGUAUGCCGACCUUGCAGACCUCAGACAAAUAAAUCUGAGGAGCCAGGGAACAACUGGCCUUGCAGGUCUGAGAUAAAUAACCUUGAAGAAGUAGGGAGUAGGCAACAAGUUAUCACUGUAGCUUUUAGCACAUUCCAAAACUGUAGCUUCUAGC
Molecule: messenger RNA, 2140 nt
Organism: Chroicocephalus ridibundus (black-headed gull)
Lineage: Eukaryota; Metazoa; Chordata; Aves; Charadriiformes; Laridae
Exons: 2
Coding region: 538-1893 (451 amino acids)
Source: RefSeq, a predicted model, not a curated record